GUUCUCCUGAUCCCAGCCAGUCCCAGACCGUCAACCCCACACACUGACUGACUUCAGUCUUGACUACGACUCUUCAGUGGAAGGCAGGGAACGACCAGCAGCAGCCAUGGGUCCAGAAGCAGUCAACAACGUCAUCCUGUUGGCUGACUGUUACAAGGUAUCUCACCAUCUGCAAUACCCGCCGGGAAUCACGAAGCUCUACAGCUACUUCGAGUCAAGAGGGGGAAAAUUUCCCUACACGGUGUUCUUUGGACUGCAGUACAUCCUGAAGAAAUGGUUGGUGGGCCAGGUGGUCACGAAGGAGGUCAUCCAGGAAGCUAAGGAGAUCUACGGCGCCGCCGUCAUGGCCGACGACCUGUUCAACGAAGAAGGGUGGAACUACAUCUUGGAGAAACACGGCGGUCACCUCCCUGUUAGAAUCAAGGCGGUGGCAGAGGGCUCGAUAGUGCCCGUCAAAAAUGUCCUAUUCACUGUCGAGAAUACCGAUCCAGCCGUCCCCUGGUUGACGAAUUACCUCGAGACCAUUUUAGUGCAGGCCUGGUAUCCCAUGACGGUGGCCACCAUUUCGAGGAUCCACAAGCAACUCAUCCACCACUACAACCAAAUCUCCUCCGACGAUCAGUCUCUCGUCUCAUUUUCCCUCCAUGACACUGGCUACCGAGGAGUCUCUUCAGUGGAAACUGCUGCCAUUGGUGGUGCUGCCCACAUGAUCAAUUUCAAGUCCUCAGACACCAUUGCUGGGUCGUGUCUGCUGAGGAAGUACUACCACGUGGAGGGCGUUGCCGGGUUCUCGGGUCCUUUCUCCGAACAUUCCACCGUCACUAGCUGGGGACGAGAGAGAGAAAACGAAGCUCACAAGAAAAUGCUCAAAUCAUUUAUGGGAAGAAAGUUUGGCUGCGUGGUCGACUCCUACAACAUUUGGGAAUGCCUGGAGAAGACCUUUGGCCAAGAACUGAAGGACCUGGUCAUUGAGAAUGGCAGCAAAGGUGGGAUGGUAGCCAUCAGACCGGACAGUGGAAACCCAACUGAAGUUGUGUUGAAAUGCCUUGAGAUCCUGGAGAAAGCCUUUGGGACCGAGAAGAACUCGAAAGGUUACAAGGUUUUACCCGAGUACAUCAAAGUAGUCCAGGCUGACGGCAUCAACUACCAAGCUUUGGCGUCCAUACUGAAAGCCAUGGAAGAAAAUGGCUGGGCAGCCAACAAUGCUUCAUUUGGAGCAGGAGCUGCGCUUCUGCAGAGGAUAGACAGAGACACCCAGAGGUGUGCCUACAAGUGCAGCAUGGCUGAAGUCAACGGAGAGGACAUCGAAGUUUUCAAGCAGCCCAUCACUGACCCAGGGAAGCGCAGCAAGAAGGGUCGACUGGCUCUCCAUUGCACGGACGGUGUUUACACCACCGUCAAGGCCUCAGAAUCGAGCGAAGAACAGGACCAGCUCGUGACUGUCUUCGAGAACGGCGAACUCCUGAAGGACUUCACAUUCGAGGAGAUCUGCCAGAGAGCAGAAAUAUCAGGCCACGACAUCGACAUCCUGAAGUUCAUCGCGGAGGACGCUUCCGAGUAGAAGACUCUUCUGAAUGGAAAGAGUUUUCACGCGGGAAAUUCCUCUCCGGUUGAGUAGAAAAGUUAAACGCAAAAGGUUUUUCUUGGCGGAAGGUGUGCUCGAGUAGAGUAAGCACUUAGAUACAGUAAAAGUUGCUACUAAGUAGAUGAUGUCAAUAGAAGAGUAUUUUCAGUAAGUGUUUCAGAGUAUCAAAUUUUUCUGUGUACAAAGUAGCACUUUGUAGAAGCGAAACGUAUUGACAUCAACCAGAAGCCAGUUUUUAAUGAUGUUAGCCAAUUACCCACUGUAGACUCGCAUCUUAUCAGUCGACCAGCACACUUUCAUGGUAGUUCUUGCCAGAUGUUCUGAUCACGAUCCGGGUAUCUAACGGGAUGGCACGACCCAGCUGGUUUUGUCUUGAUGUCAGCCUUUGUUUUAGGUCGUAUCAUCCAAGCCAAGUGCUCAUUCAUGGCUAGAUACAGCAGGGGCCCUCGUCUUGGGCUUGUCCUGAGGCGCGUGCCCUCUGUCAUCCAUUUCUUAUAAAUAAGAGAGAGAAAUAAAGCUGAUAGCUUUA
Molecule: messenger RNA, 2114 nt
Organism: Macrobrachium nipponense
Lineage: Eukaryota; Metazoa; Arthropoda; Malacostraca; Decapoda; Palaemonidae
Product: nicotinamide phosphoribosyltransferase-like
Exons: 12
Coding region: 107-1561 (484 amino acids)
Biological process (GO): NAD+ biosynthetic process
Molecular function (GO): nicotinamide phosphoribosyltransferase activity
Source: RefSeq, a predicted model, not a curated record